AUGUGCGGCGGAAAGGGUGGUUUUGGCUCACAGUUGAGGGCGGCGGGUGGCCGCAUGUCUUCGAAGAGGAAACGGAACCAAGGAGAAGAUAAUGGCUCCAGCAGGAAUCUCGACGGACGGAGGCUUCGCACUGUUAAUGAAGCCAAGGCACUUGCUGAAUACCUCGCUAUUAAGCCGGAGAUGGACCAGCAAGAGAAGCAGAAGCGCCGCGAGCGCUGGGAACAAAUCGUUGAGGCCGCAGAGCGUCGAGAACAUGAAAUCAAGCACGGCACCAACGCGAGGAUAGACGGGAAAUGGGUCGAGGACAAAGAAGAAGCUGUCGAUAUGAUCAAAGGCGCCGUCCUAGCCGCCAUGAAACCCCAGACUGCUGGUGAUUCAAGCCCUGAUGGGGAGGCGAAGUCUACUACUCCUCCUUCCGACUUGGACAAUGAUACGAAAGGAAAAGGCAAGGCUGUGUCAAAACCGAAAGCCCUCUUCGGAUUUGACGAGGACGACGAAUUUAUGAGCUCGGAUAGCGAGGAGGAGGAAUGA
Parascedosporium putredinis is the source of this 531-nucleotide messenger RNA. The record is from the annotation of a GenBank genome assembly. Lineage: Eukaryota; Fungi; Ascomycota; Sordariomycetes; Microascales; Microascaceae.